AUGCCGCCGUCACGACCAACCGUCCGAUGCUGCCGCGCCGUCCAGCAACAGCUUCAAGCUUCGCCCGACAACGUAUGGAUCACGGAUGGUCUGUUGGCGAGCGCCUUUGAGCGCUACUGCCACGUAUCACGCCUCACGAGACGGAAAUCGAGCUCUGUACCCGGCCCGCUGGAGAAUCGACGAAGACUGGGCAAAAGGAGGAUGGCGGAAAUGCACAUGGACGGACACUCGACCCUACCACCCUGGGCCAUUGAGUUCCCGGUGGACCUGAGUCAAUGGAAGUGGCAACCGCCGACACUUCGUACAUCAAAGGACCAGAGGGAUGAUCUACAGAGCCAGCAAAGUCAAUCUCUGCUAUCUCGUGUUUACAGAUGGUCGGUGUCAGAACAACAGAUGAAGGAGGAAGAAGUUGACCGGAACGGCAUUGAGGAUGCGCCAGCCUCCACAUUUGACGAUCGGUUGUCUCAAGCCCGAGCCGCCGUUGCGGCAUCGACACGAAACGCGAUCGACUCGGGUUAUUACGACUUUGUCGAGGCCCUUCAAAAGGAACUGAAAUUGGGUGCCCUCGAUCCCAGAACCGUGGACUUGGCUGUUUCGAAAUUCCCCGAGUCUUUGAGCGGGACAAGCGCUGACGGCGAGACGGUCAGCACAGCCAUUGAGCUGUUUCUUUCGGCCGUUGUCAACGGAAUCGCAUCUUCGAAAGUUUUGGGCCCGUCAGAGUUUGAUGCGAGCUUUUGGAAUCUUGUGCUGAAUCGGACGUCUCAGCUGCGGGCCAAUGACGCGACGAUUCUCUUAUUCCAGGCUACGCUCGAUGCGGUCCCUCGCCCAUACCUGAACGACGUCCACGAGGGCAUCAUUGCGGCAGUGCAAACACUAGCCGUGUCUCAGUCGACGGGGCGCAGACGGGCCGCGGACAUUGGCGUUGCGCUCCGCGAAUUGUCACCCGACAACCACGGUGCGCUUCUCGAGGGGAUCGAAACCGCAGUCUACCAAGGUUCGGCAGUCUUUGAGGAGGAAGCCCGCCAAAAGCUUCAUUUCCUUUGGCUGCAGGUCUUGGCACACAUGCCGCGGGUCGACUCCGUCUAUCUCUUUGAUGCUUGCGUCAGGUCCAAAUACUUUGACCGCGAGCUACCCUGGCACGACGACCGAGAUCUCAGCCAGCUUGUCCUCCAGCAAUGGACUAGCCGUGGGUACCUAGGCGAUCACGAGGCUGUCGCAGCAUUCUGGGACCGCGAAUCGUCCAGACAUGCGAGUUCGAGCCUCGCUGCCCUGGUAGCCGGCAUUUGCGAAAUUGAGCACGAUAAACCAAAUCAUUUGAGGAGGGAACAUAUCUGGCUAAUCAAAAACCUCAUGAAGCUGCUGAGUCGCUUCGGCCGCCAGGACCAGCUCAUCGCCUCGAUGCAACGUUUUGCGGAAACCAGGGAUUCGAUACCUGUCAUGCCAUUCAUGCGAGUCGCUUCAGCCAGUCACGACUACAAGACGGCCCUCAGGCUGAGAUCGAUCCUGCUCUCACACGAGAAGAAGCUGGAGAGCCAGAUCGAGUCACGGUGGCAUUGGACGGCUUGGGUGCCCUACAUCAAGUCCAUGAUCAGAGACGAAUCGGUAAAAUCCCGGGACAUUUGGUGGGCAGUCCACUGCGGAGACGGCAAGAUGAAGCGGUACGCAGCGAAACGGCACGAGCUCUCGAUCAGGAGGAAAGCUCUCAUGGAAAACAUGACGGUGUGGUUCGCGAGCGCGACGAACCGGUCAGAGAGGAGCACGUUUCGAGACAUGUCCAGGUGCAUCAGCUGGCUCCGGAACAACAAGGUGCCGCUCAGCAACCGCUCGAUGACGGCCAUCGCCAAGGUGGCCACGCGGGAGCUCAAGAGGGGCGAGUUCGGGCGGACGCAACGCCUGCUCUGGUUGUUGGAUGUUAUAGGACAGUCCAGGGGACCCGAGCAGAGGGCUCUCGUCGCCCGGGUGCUGCAACGGUGGAGGCAGACCAAUUCCGAACUAGAGAGCAAGAGGUGCCGUGAGGCUGAAGGGGUGCCGGACGCCCAGCAGAUCAGAGAGGCGAUUGGGGCUCCGGAAAGGAGCAAGUGGUAG
Messenger RNA from Colletotrichum scovillei, 2085 nucleotides. RefSeq lists its product as uncharacterized. Bases 1 to 2085 code for a protein of 694 amino acids. The transcript has a single exon. The record is from RefSeq and is a predicted model, not a curated record. NCBI's taxonomy places the organism in Eukaryota, Fungi, Ascomycota, Sordariomycetes, Glomerellales, Glomerellaceae.